Punica granatum (pomegranate) is the source of this 1966-nucleotide messenger RNA. Lineage: Eukaryota; Viridiplantae; Streptophyta; Magnoliopsida; Myrtales; Lythraceae. The record is from RefSeq and is a predicted model, not a curated record.
AGAUCAUCAACUUGAAGCCUUCCCCAACAAAGUCAACUUGAAGCCUUCCCCAACAAAGUCGGCUUCCUUUCCAUUUGAAGUCCUCGAGAACCUCUGCACAGAAACAGCAACGUCUUUAGCUGUUGCCAUGGAUUCUUGGUUCCUCCUCCUCAUCCUCUCCCUCGGCAUCGCCGCACUUUUCAAGGCCAUCCCCGGGCUCAUGUCCUCGCCGUUGCGCCAGAACCGGAAACUUCCCCCGGGCCCUCUGGGCCUUCCCUUCAUCAGCGACUUCUUUUGGGUCCGGAAAUCCUUGGCUGAUCUCGAGCCCAUCCUCCGCGCUCUCCAUGCCAAGCAUGGCCCCGUGGUGGCCCUCCACCAGGGUGGCUCCCCCGCCAUCUUCGUAGCCUCCCAUGCGCUGGCCCACCAUGCCCUCGUGCAGAGUGGCGCCACGUUUGCCGACCGCCCACCAACCGGGAGCGUUGAGACGAUGUUGACAUCCAACCAGAGGAAGAUAAACUCCGCCCGUUAUGGCCCCAUGUGGCGGCUCCUCCGCCGGAACCUAACGGCAGAGAUACUCCACCCCACACGGGUGAGGUCAUACUCCCCUACAAGGGAGCGUGUCCUGGAGAUCCUACUGGAAAGGCUAAGGGCGGAUGAACAGGAUCGGCCGGUGGUACACUUCCAGUAUGCGAUGUUCUGUUUGCUGGUUCUCAUGUGCUUCGGGGACGGGCUCAAGGAGCGGCAGAUCAGGGAAGUGGAAGAGGUGCAGAGAGGGAUGCUGCUGAACUUGGGGCGGUUCGAGAUCCUCAAUAUGUGGCCGAGGCUGGGGAAAGUUCUGUUCCGGCGGCGAUGGGAGGAAUUUUAUAGGAUCCGGCACAACCAAGAGGACGUGCUUCUACCACUCAUCAGGGCUCGCUCGGAAGCAAGGACUAAAGCCAAGGAGGCAGCACAAGACAAGGACAAUGGUGAUCGUGUGAUAUGUUAUGUGGACACUUUGCUCGACUUGGAACUGCCGGAGGAGAAGAGGAAGCUUAAGGAAGACGAAAUUCUUCACCUUUGCUCUGAGUUCCUCAAUGGCGGGACUGACACCACCUACACUGCGCUCCAGUGGAUCAUGGCCAACAUUGUCAAGUACCCUGCAGUCCAGGAUACCCUGUAUGAUGAGAUCAGGGCCGUGAUUGGCCCCGGGGCAGUGUUGGUGGAGGAGGAGGACCUGCAAAGGCUGCCAUACCUGAAGGCAGUGGUGCUUGAGGGACUGAGGCGGCACCCGCCCGCUCACUUUGUGCUGCCACAUGCUGUGACUGAGGACACCGAGCUUGGCGGAUACCUGGUCCCAAGGAAAGGGACGGUGAAUUUCAUGGUGGCAGAGAUGGGCUGGGACCCAAAGGUGUGGGAGGAUCCCUUGGCCUUCCGCCCCGAGAGGUUCUUGAGUAACAGCCCUGAAAGCGGAGGUGGAGUUGAAGGGUUCGACAUAACUGGGAGCAGGGAGAUUAGGAUGAUGCCAUUCGGAGCAGGGCGGAGGAUGUGCCCUGGAUACGCCCUGGCUUUGCUACAUUUGGAAUACUUCGUGGGGAACUUGGUGUCGGCGUUUGAGUGGAAGCCUGUGGAGGGGGAUGGGGUUGACUUGUCAGAGAAGCAGGAGUUCACCGUCGUUAUGAAGAACCCCUUAGAGGCCAUUCUUAUUCCGAGAUCGAAGUAACGGAAGAAAAGACGAUGAUAAUUUCAUGGUAUGCUGCACCUGUGCUAUGUGAAAAUCAUAAGACUGCAACUAUCCCACCUUAUUUUUGUGUAUAUUAUGAAGCAUGAUAGUUUGGUUAAAUUUGUCUUUAACCAAGAAACUUCAAGAAAGCUUCAGUCUCCAUGUAACUCAGGCCAAGCGAGGAAUGGAUGGUCGAUAAUGUAAGAAGUCGUGCACUCAAAUACGAAUCGAGCAGCAAUAUGACUGACGCAUGUUCGGCUCUAGUUCUUGAUAUUUCUUCACAAGUCA